Molecule: messenger RNA, 783 nt
Organism: Budorcas taxicolor (takin)
Lineage: Eukaryota; Metazoa; Chordata; Mammalia; Artiodactyla; Bovidae
Product: proline-rich protein 2-like
Exons: 4
Coding region: 1-783 (260 amino acids)
Source: RefSeq, a predicted model, not a curated record
AUGUUCCCGCCUUGGGAGGCACGGGCUUCCCGGAGCGGGGCUGGCACCCGGGAGCAAGGCGGGGACCCGGCACUUUGGGGACAGCGAUGGACGCCCGCCGGGCCGGGUGCAGCCGAGACGGGGCCCCGAGGGGCACGGCCCCGGCGGCGGCGACGACCGGGGUUCCCUGACUACCCUCCCCGCGACCGCCGGGAGCCGGGGAUUCCCCAGACGCAGACCCUCCCGGGCAGCAGCCUGCCCGACCGCCCUCCUGGACCCGGCCGCGCCGGGACCCCCAAGCGGCCGACAGUGAAGCCGGGAGCUUCCAAGCGGCCGUGGGGCGGCCCAGAGCCGCGCCCGCCGCCGGCGCCCGCCCGCCAGCCCGCCCCGCGCCCACCCCGCGCCGCGUGGGCCGCCAGCGAGAGCCCCGGGCACCGCCGGGCGGAGCCGAGCCGGGCGGAGCCGAGCGAGCGGGCGCUGCAGAGCCGCGCGGAGGCCGGGCGCGCAGCCCAGCGCAGCCCAGCCCAGCCCAGCGCAGCGCAGCCCGGAGCCGCGGAGUCGCGGCCGCCCGCAGGUAAGCAGCGAGCGCCCGCGCCCCCCAUCCCGCCGCGGCCUGGCAGCCGGGAGCCGGGCACCGCCAAGCGCGUCAGCAGCCCAACCGGCCCGCAGCGGGGCCACCCUCGGGAGCGGAGCGGCGCCUGGCACAGCCUCACUCGGCCCCUGUGCCCAGAGCAGCCCCGCAGCCUGCCCCGCCUCUCGGGCCUCUCACUGCCGGACAAGGCGGGACAAGGCACCCCGGUGUGA